AUGGCCAUGGAAGAAGCGGAGGUCUUGCGGAGUCAAACCUCAAACUUUGCAGCAGCCAAGGACCUCGACUCAGCAAUAAUCGAGACAGCGUUGACCUAUGCAAAACUACGCUUCCUAUCCUGCGAGUAUCACAGUCCAGUCGCGCACAUGGAGCUCGAGGCGAUUGUCUCCUGGCUGUUGCCGACUUUUGACGACCUCAUUUUGGCUUGCCGCUACCGCGAAUCACGAAAAGUACUUUACGCUUACGGCGCGUUCCUUGCCUCUGCUCCCAAGCUGGGGGUUACCAAUCUCGACUUUGAGUCCUGGAAUCGGAUGGUGGAAGCAGUGCUCUCUGUGCCCAACGUCCCUCCGCUCAUUAGAGCCGAUGUAAUGGCGCAACUCGCCAUGAGGGCUGAUGACAAGCUUGGCGGCGAAAAAAUCACCAAACUGGAGGAAGAUGCCAUCAAGAUGUAUAAUGACGAGGGUCACUUGGUGGGCGCUAUAGAUGUCCGGUGUCAGCAGAUGAGCCGCGCCAUCAAGAAGGACCACACCAGUCUUGGCGAUGAGAUUCUUGAAGAGCUAAAGGGCUACUUUGAGAAAUACGAGGCCAGUGAAACGCUCGUUUCGUAUCAGACCGCUGUCCACGCAAUGCUUGCUCAUAUUCCGCACUGGCUAGGCUUCGAUGUGCAGUUGCAGCUAUCUCACAAGAAUGACGAGCUGGCCAACCUGUCCGGGGCCCUUUUGAUAAGUCAGGCCGUCCGCUUCCGUCUCAUAGCACAGUGGAUUACGCGAUCGGGUGCCGCUCCUCGUGCGGUAGAGGCAUCCGAGGCCGUCUACGCAGCUCUCCAAGACGGCGACUGUAUAUAUUUUCAAGGCAUGGCAGCACAUUGUGCGUCACAAGCCUACGUUCAACUCCGAGACCAUGCCAGAGCGCAAUCAUGGGCAGAAAGCGCAGCUGCUCUGUGGGGGAAAGGGUUCCCUCGUCUGAGGGCAGAUGCGACCAACAUGAUUCUCCACGCGAAAAUUGGACAUGGUGCAGAAAACAUGGAAAGAAUGAAGGACAUUACAUCGUUUGCUGAAGCCGAGAUCGAGUCGGAUGUGAACAACGGGUUUAUAACACAUGCUCAGCAGAAGGCGGAAAUGAUUAUUGGGCAGCUUACAAGGUUGCGCUCCGAGGAAAGAUACCAAUGGAUGGAGAGGGCGGAACAAUGGAUGGACAGGAACGCCGAGUCCAGUUCAGAAGAGUCUGACAUGCGAAAAGCGGCACUUUACCAGUUACGGGCAACUCAGCUUGGAGCAAACAUGCAGAGCACACAAGCCGCGGCUUGGGAACCGUGCAUGGCUGUCUUUGAGGAUGCAGUAUCCCUGUAUAUGAAGCACAAACGGAUUUUAGAGGCUGCCAACACGCGAAUGAUGCAAAGCCGGGCUGUUUUUCGGCGUUUUCAGCUUUCAUCUUCUGCGGAGCUGCUUCAGCGCUCCUUGGAACUCAUGGACAUAUCGCUUGACCUGUUCAAGACGGUAGACAACGUCGCCUUCAUCACCCUGGCCAAUCAAUAUAGAUCUUCCACCAUCUACACCGGCUGGACGUGCGGCUGGGUGAGCGCCGAGGCUGUGCUUGCCGCGCUGAGAGACGCAGAGGAAGCUUGGGCACGAGAACGAGCGGACAUGACUGUGUUUGCCAGCCUCGAGGCCGUCUCUCGCAGACAGAAGUUGACGUCGGUCAAGGACCUGCGAGACGUCUACCAGCUCGCCUUUUCGGUUUGUCUUCAGUCGGGGAAACUGAAGGAACUGUGGGAAUGGACGCAGCGAGGCAAAGCUCGCAGCUUGUCCGACCAGCUUGGAGUGGAUGGAAUCAUCCCCGCCGACUUGCGAAAACAAGCCCUCGACUGUCCCGAAAGGAGGGACUUGAUUCAAAAGUCGGAGGACCUAUCGAAUCAAAUUACCGCUAGUACGAACAUCGCACGUCUCAGACUUCGCGGCGAGUUGGAUGCUGUGCAUGCACAAAUGCGUCAAGAUCCGCUGCUCAACACCAUUCUCGACAUCAAAAACGGAACACCCGUCAGGUGGGAACAGAUUCAGCAGCUGGCCCUUGACAUGAAGAAGGAAUGCCCAAGACGGGAUGUCGUCUUUGUCGACUGGGUGGAAUACCUGGGCUGCUUUUGGGUCGUGCUUCUCAAGAGCGGCUCUGAGCAACCUACCGUUGUUCGGUGCUCGCCGCCUGUCCAUGACGUGGUUUCCUGGAAACAGCAGUGGAUGGACGCGGAUCCGGGACAGGUUUCGGCUCUAGAAGAAGGCGAUUUGUACCCCGAGGACGAUCCGGAAUACAGCUUGCGCGCCCUCGAUGGCCUCGUCGCGCCGUUGGAGAAUCUGACGCAGCCACGCGACCUCUUGGUCUUCUGUCCGACUGGUAUUCUACACUCGAUACCGCUACACGCCCUCUGGACCGCGUCCAAAACGCUCAUACUCGAGCGGAAUCCGAUAGUCUACAGCGUCAGCCUGACGACUUUUCGGCAAUGCUGCGACCGGGCGAGCAGCACCAAGAGAUGGGCGCCAGCAUCAGACGAGACGGAAAACGGCCGCAUCACGUCUAGGAAAUGGACUUUUGCGGCCGUCUUUGAGCCGGUGCCAGACGAAUCGUUCAACCCCAGAGAGCAAGACCGCGUGUACUCGCUGAUUGCAGAAACCGCAGCCACGCUGAAGGCGGCAUCGGCAACCAGCGCCACGGUGACAAGGCAACAUGUCCGGGAAUCGCUGGAGGAUUCGGCGCUGUUCACCUUCUACGGCCACUGCCGUCUGGAGCGCGAGGACCCGGCUGCCCAGGGACUGCAGCUCGCGGACGGACGGCUGACGGUGCGGGACAUGUUUGACAUGAAGCUUCGCGCUCCGCAUGUGACGCUCGUGGCGUGCGACUCGGCGUCUCAAGGCAUCGCGGCGGGCGACGAGCCUCUGGGCAUCGUCACGGCGUUGCUCUGCGCAGGCGCGGGCUCCGUCUUGGGCACCAUCUGGCCGACGGCGACUCGCGCGGGCCGCCGCUUCGUGACGCAGCUGUACCGUCGUAUUCUCCGCCACAGAGUUGACGGCGGGAGAGCUGCCUUGAUUGAUCUGGCGGACGUGACACGGGGCGCGGCGUUGGCGUUGCGUCAAGACAUGGACACGGUUCAGCCGUACCAUUGGGCAGCCUUUGUGCUGCACGGAUCUUGGGCCAUGUAUGAUUGA
This is a messenger RNA of Metarhizium acridum CQMa 102, 3195 nucleotides long. RefSeq lists its product as uncharacterized. The record is from RefSeq and is a predicted model, not a curated record. Lineage: Eukaryota; Fungi; Ascomycota; Sordariomycetes; Hypocreales; Clavicipitaceae.